Molecule: messenger RNA, 731 nt
Organism: Rhinichthys klamathensis goyatoka
Lineage: Eukaryota; Metazoa; Chordata; Actinopteri; Cypriniformes; Leuciscidae
Gene: mrps25
Product: mitochondrial ribosomal protein S25
Exons: 4
Coding region: 108-629 (173 amino acids)
Cellular component (GO): mitochondrion
Molecular function (GO): structural constituent of ribosome
Source: RefSeq, a predicted model, not a curated record
CGCGUGUAUCUGACGUCAUCAAUAAGCGCGAGACUGGAGCAGCAUGAGCCGAUGUGUUGGGAUCACGUCUGUGGAUCAUCAGUGUUACGCAAAUAAAUCAUAUAAUCAUGCCGAUGAAGGGAAGAUUCCCCAUACGGAGGACGCUGGAGUAUCUGCAGAAAGGAGAAAUUGUGUUUAAAAAAUCUGUGAAGAUUAUGACUGUCAAUUACAACACGCAUGGAGAUCUGAGUGAAGGAGCAAGGAAGUUUGUGUUCUUCAACAUUCCUCAAAUCCAGUACAAAAACCCCUGGGUUCAAAUAAUGAUGUUUAAAAACACGACGCCAUCCCCUUUCCUGCGGUUUUACCUCGAUGAUGGAGAGCAAGUGCUGGUGGAUGUAGAAGGAAAGCAUCAUCAAGAAAUCACACACCAUGUGAAGAAGAUCCUUGGCAAGCCGGCUCAAGUUCUCGAAGCUGAAGCUCUGGCUAAGAUGGAGUUGUCAAACCCCGCUAACUUCGGAAACAAGAAAUAUUUCCUGCGGGAGUGUAUGAGUGAAGUGGACGGUCAAGUUCCUCAUCCCGGUCUUGUCCCGCUUCCCAAAGAGAUGAGGGGCAAAUACAGGGCCAAACUGGCUGCGACAUCCGACGGCUAAUAACCGCUACAGUGACAAACGCUUUGGACUCUGGAAGAAAAAUCUUAAUUAAACUAACGUGUUAUUGGUGAGUGAACGUGAUUUUGUAAGUUUAACCCAUUA